CUUCAAGUUCAGUCACCUUCACUGUCUGUGUCACAAAGUGGAACGCACGCGCACAGCAGUGCAUGGCCGUCUCUCUUCUGUCGCAAGUAGGUAUUGAACAUUCUCACAACAUUGCAUGAGAAGCUGCUAUUUCAUCCAGACGUGCUGUUCUGGCAUUAAAAUCUCUGCUUUCUGGAGGUGCAAGCAUUGCUUGUGCUCACCGCCUGUAGUGCCACCUUCUGGGCAUGGUUGCGGAUGCGUAAACGCCUUUCCUGACGGCAACAUGGCGGCAUCUGGUGCCUGCCUCUUGAGAAGUUCAACGCUGCAAGGGCUGAGCAGCUGCAGAUACAAACGUGUAAGCCCUCAUGGUUCAGCCAACCCACAGCAGAGUCUUUUCCACAUAGAGCGAUUGAAUAGCCUUCCUUACACCAAGUGCCAGGGACUCAUAUCAAAGCGAUGGGGAGUGGAUACAACUUCGUUUGGCAAGGAGCAGCUGCGGUUGAGGAGGGGGGGCCGCAGUGUAGUGGGGUGUCGAGCAGCUGCUGAUGUGGAAUAUGCUCCCUCUGAGGAGCGGGCCCGAAUUGCGCCAUGCGAACAGGCCCCAACCCGUGAGGACCUCGUGAGCGGAAACUGGCUGGACAAAGCAGACCAGCAGGGGAUGCUAGUCGCGGAACGGUUGGCGCUUGGGGCGCAAGACAUCGAGGACGAGCUUCUCGCGCCGGAGCGGCUCACAGAAGACGAGAUCGCGGAGUUCCACGAGGAUCCGAACGUGGCGCUCAUUCUGAACCCGGGGGGCGACCUGGUUGGGACGUACAUAGGUUCGGAGCAAGCAGUUGCGUGGGUGAAGAGCCUCGACUCCGAGGCAGCGGUCACGUGGUUUUGGAACCGCUUAGAGGAGGACAACUACCGGCGGUUCAUGGCGAAAGGGGGGGACUGGUGGAGGGGCGACGAGUGGGAAGAGAGACCCCCCCAUUGGUACGAGUACCGGCGGAAGGAUGGGAAGAGGGUGGUGUGGGGGCAAAAGAGACGGAUAGAAUCCCAUUCAGUCGAAGAGUUUACCACGGAUACACUGGAGCGAGUGGCACGAUUUCUGGUGUUCCACGAAGAGGGGAAGGGAUCGCUCGCGAGCCAACCGGAGGGCUCGGUGGGGCGGUAUUUGCGGGACCGGAUACUGGAGAGCAAGGCGUGUUGGCUCGUGGAUGGGACGAUAAGCCCGCCCGUGUCCGAACUAGAGGCGGGGGAUGAAAAAUGGCCUGAGUACAUGCAGCGGAAGUGGAAGGAGUUCAAGGAGGGAUUCAUGGAGAACAAGUAUGAUGCGUGGAGGCAGGGGGUUGCGAUUGAUGAUAGGAUCGGGCAGCAGUACUAUGUGCCAAAGAAGUUUGGCUGGAAGGGGCCGGUGCACAGGACCAUGUAAUUGUUUUUAUAUAAGAUGCCAAGCGGAAGCAGGGACAGCAGGACCUGCUUAAUAUCGAUAACACCAAUCCUUGUAAUGGUAGGUGAAGAGUGGUUGCGGUCUCCUUUAAUCCGCCCGCCUGCUUGAGUCUGCACACGGGCUGGAAUUGGAUCAGCGUU
Molecule: messenger RNA, 1551 nt
Organism: Klebsormidium nitens
Lineage: Eukaryota; Viridiplantae; Streptophyta; Klebsormidiophyceae; Klebsormidiales; Klebsormidiaceae
Source: the annotation of a GenBank genome assembly